AUGUUUCCACUCAAUAUACAUGAACAGCUGCAUCGGAACUUUGGAAAGCUACACACUGCACAAAACAAACUCGAUGAGGCGCUGGAUGAUCUCAGCAAAGACGUUUACUGCUCUUCACUGGAAGUGGGACCGGAGCACAUCGACACAUCAGCCGGAUUUUUCCUGAUUGCCAACAUUUUUUACGCCCAGAGAAAGGUGGAGAGCUCCUUGGCCUUUUACGAUAAAGUCGUCGACAUCUGGUAUAAGUUCUUGGCGAGCGUGCGCAACGACGCUAACCUGGCCGAGAAUGUGGGAAAGGCGCAGUUGUCCGAAGGAAUUGAUAUGCUCACACGAGUGCUCAACACACGGGUCAACUUGCUUGGAGAUACCCACAUCGCCACGGGUGAGGCACGAUGCACUUUGGGGCUGCUCCACCUGUUCGUUGCGGACAAGCCGGCGGCAAUUGAUCAUCUUACCUUAGCGUCUGAGAUCUACACCCAACAGCUGGGGAGUGACCACGCGUCUACUCAGGAUGUCGUGGAUAUCCUUGUGCAGCUAGGCGGUCCUCGGCCCCGGCCUCCCGGUCUCGAAGUAGGAAGCACCGGCGAGAACAACAACAACAACGGUGAAGACGUCGGUUCACCGGCAACACCCACGGUAGACGUCGAGAAAGAGGGAGAAGAGGCGAGUGCCGGCGAGGGAGAGUUGGGAGACCAGGUGGCAUCGCAGCUGUCGACGCAAGACUCGGGCGCAUCGUUGCUGAGCCAGUUCCCGCCGACGCAAGAGAUGCCCCGAGCUGUGAUGCAGUCUCCGAUACCGCUCCCGCCCGGUGGAGAACCAAGAGUCCAGCCCGAACCGGAUGAUGACGCGAUGCGCAUGUCUCCUCCUGCGUCAGCCGGUUAA
Ectocarpus sp. CCAP 1310/34 is the source of this 882-nucleotide messenger RNA. Lineage: Eukaryota; Phaeophyceae; Ectocarpales; Ectocarpaceae. The record is from the annotation of a GenBank genome assembly.